UCUGCCGAGGGAUGAUGUGUUAUUUAUACUUUAAGCUACAUUACUGUUGUAUGGCAGACUUCUGGCAUGGAAAAAAUUACAGAAUAUCUACUAGUCACUGCACGUGAGGGUUAUUGCUGCUUUUUAGACAUUCUUUACACGUUGGCAUGCACAGUGCCUUUCUAUUAAUUAAGGUAGAAACAUAUUUGGCAAUUCUGAUGGUAUUCCUACACAUUUUCAUAUGAAAACCAAAACUGCACAUCCUGAAAUUGUUUGAUGGAACUUGCACAGUAUAAAAUUGGGAGGUUAGAUGUUGUAGUUAAGCUCAUUGUCACAGAAUCAGCCAUAUGUUGCAUCUGCUGAAUGAACUGAUAAUUGUAGAGUGGCCAAUGGAUUAUUAUGAACUGAAAUGUAAGACAGAGGGGGAUUGGUCUGGAUAAAGAAACUGGGCCUAAUGGCCGAGACAAAGCUCUUGAGCCUUUCUUACUUUCCUUACUUAAAGGGAUAGUUAAGUGUAUGUUUUCUAUUGGCCCUGUUUUGAUGUGCAAUUGCAUGCAUGCAGAAGAGCGAAUACUUUGAAGCGAAAAACUGAAUCUGCCCUCUCCCAAGGAAUACUCUUGUGACUGUUACAAUGAGAAUUAAAAAAAAAAAAAAAAACAAGUCACAAAACAUUUAAAUAGUAUGGAAUAAAUGACAGUAGCCAUGCAUGUUCUAGUACUGAUGACAUCAUAGACCCUUUAUGAGGUAGGAUUUGUAAAAGCACAUUAGUUAAUUUUAUAAGAAUUCAAAACCAUUUGAGGCACGCUGACUCCAACACAGACAGAGGCAUACUGUAAAUGUUAAGUUGACACGAGGGUAUGAAAAAAUUUUAAAAUAUUUAAAAACUCAUAUGACCAUAAUUAUUGCUAUAAUUUACUUCAUUACUAGUCAGCUAACUAGGCUAAGUGAAGACAUAUACACAUUGUUGGUGGCCUAGUAUUUUUUCUACCUAAACUUCAGAUCUGAAAUAAGUUAGAAUAAACAAGUUUUUUCUUUUAAGUAAAAUGGGCUGAAUUGAAGUUUUUCUUUAAUCCUUAUAUUAGCCUACUGUCUUGUCUACUUCAAUGGACAAAUAUGUAGCUGCUAUAAAAAUGUGAUCACGCAAAAAACUGUUUUUCAAACUCAAUAUAGCAAAUUAUGAAAAAAUUAAUAAUUUAAGACCAUUUUUCUUAGGGGCCUCAACCAUCAUCAUUUUGAAAUGCGGAAGGUCCAACACACACUUUGACAGACAUGUUCUGCAUCUCUUUAGUCUUCCAUCCAGCUGUUGUCUACAAGGUCAAAGCUAUGAGUGACCAUGCUCAGUAUCCAUUUGCUCAGUGUUCAGUGUUCCUAGCCUCAUUGUACCUCUUUAGAAUAUCUGGUGCCUGAGGUUGGAUAUUUAUACAUUUGCUUCACGUUCAUGCAUUUAUUUUCUAUUUUCCUACCUUGCAACCUCACCAUCUCAUAUGCCUACAAAGCUGGAACCCAACUGGAGUGGUUGUUUCCAUUAUGGCUUGCCUGAUUGCAGUUCCCUCAUUCUGUCUUUGCCAUCUCCUUAUUGGUCUUAAAGGGUGGAUAUUUGUUUUUGUUUUUUUCCAGCAGUCAAGGUUUUUCAAAUGAUACCAUCUGAUGCAAAACUAGUUUUUGAUGGGUUAUUUACAACCCACUCUGUAUGUACACACUAUCUGACAGCUAUGCCCAACCCAACUGGUCUGAGAGGGUUACAAAAUUACAUAAAUAUGCUUAGGGCUGCCUGCAAUAACAGACAUUUACACACACUCUCUUUCUGACUGGACCUCCAUACUGCCAAUACAGGUCCGUCAGAUGAACCAUGAGAUAUAGGCCACCUUAUGUUGUGCUGGAGUAGAGUCAGAUGACAGAACAGGGGUGACAAACAAAAGAGAGGCACGCAGUCACUGCUGGGCAAACAGGCAUCAGUGCAGCAGCAGCUAGCGCAGUCAGUAGAGCGCUCCUAAAGGCCUCUGGUCAUGUCUCGUCUGUGGCUCUGCCUCGCAGUGCUAAUCUAGGACAGAACUGCUGCUCUCAGCACCAAGCCUGGCCAGUUACAGUAAGUGGUAAGUGGAGAGGACGGGAUGCUGACGGAGGUCGGAGAUAAUGUCACGAUGCAUGAGGCCACGCGCAGGCUGAAGUGACUGUUGCGUGUGUUUUAUAUCGAAGAUGAAAGCUGGUGAAAGUGAUGCUAAUGGCACUGGGAUAAAUAGUAUUUUUAAUGCUUUCUCUUGUGCCUCUGCUGUGGAGGAGGGGAAAGAGGACCUGGCAGCCUGGCAGUGUACUGCGGAGUAAAAGGCCUCCGGCGGUCAUGUAAUGGAAAUGGAUGAUGAGUGUAAGAAAUCGACUCAGGCACUGUGGGACUACUUGCAUCUUCACCAGCCGCUUGAAAAGAGUGAUGUUAUAAUUGGCCUGGGCUGUCAUGACCUGCGUGUAGCAGAGAGAGCAGCUACACUCUUCCUGGAGGGGUGGGCCCCCUGGCUGCUCUUUACAGGUUACCUGGGCAACCAGACUGCAGGUGUCUGGCAGCACCCAGAAGCUCAAGUCUUCCUGGAAAUUGCACUAAAAAUGGGGGUUCCAAGAGAGAGGAUUCUGCUAGAGACUGAGGCCACCAACACUGGAGAAAACAUCCGCUUUUCUUACCAGGUCCUUAAGGACAACCUUGUUCCAGUCGACAGGGUUAUCCUAGUCCAGCAGCCAUUCAUGGAGCGCCGCGUGUUGGCCACCUUCUUGCGCCAGUGGCCUGGAGAUCAGGAGAACACCCGCGCCAUCGUCACCUCCCCCUUCACUGACCUUGCCCAGUACCCCCACCCCACGGUGGGCACCGCCAGCGACCUUAUUGGAUACAUGCUAGGUGUCAUUGAGAGAAUCCGAGACUAUCCAAAGAAAGGCUUCCAGGUUGAGCAGGAAAUCUCACUUGAGGCGCUUGCAGCUUAUCAGUGGUUCCUGAAUGCUGGAUACAGUCCAAAAUAAGGCAACGUUACAUUUUAAACGAAAUCCAUCUACACUUUAGAGAAUCCUUCUUGUUAAUAAUAUUGUCCAAAGGCUGUGUUCAUAAGUAAAAUGGUCUUGACACCGA
Anguilla anguilla (European eel) is the source of this 3085-nucleotide messenger RNA. RefSeq lists its product as uncharacterized. Gene Ontology annotation, cellular component: plasma membrane. The coding region runs from base 2323 to 2979 and encodes 218 amino acids. The record is from RefSeq and is a predicted model, not a curated record. The transcript is spliced from 6 exons. NCBI's taxonomy places the organism in Eukaryota, Metazoa, Chordata, Actinopteri, Anguilliformes, Anguillidae.